Messenger RNA from Lathyrus oleraceus (garden pea), 867 nucleotides. RefSeq lists its product as uncharacterized. The record is from RefSeq and is a predicted model, not a curated record. NCBI's taxonomy places the organism in Eukaryota, Viridiplantae, Streptophyta, Magnoliopsida, Fabales, Fabaceae. Bases 1 to 867 code for a protein of 288 amino acids. The transcript has a single exon.
AUGGUCCAUACAUUUGCAUCUCUGACUGUUCAUAGACGUGAGCAACCUUACUUCGAAGAUCAACAACAUGCUCCAGAAAUGUAUGAUGAAGAAGAAGAAAGGCGUGGAGAUAUAAAGGGUAUUAAAGAGAAUUUUAAGAUUCUUGAGAAGAAAAUGAGGGCAAUGGAAGGUGACCAAGUCUUUGGUGUUGCCGCUAGGGAGAUGUGCCUAAUAUCCGGUCUUGUAAUUCCUGUGAAAUUCAAGACUCCUGAUUUCGAUAGAUACAAGGGCCAUACAUGUCCUAAGAGCCAUCUUGUUAUGUACUACCGGAAAAUGGUUGCCCAUGUUGAAGAUGAUAAGCUCAUGAUGCACUUCUUUCCGUACAGUUUGAAGGGUGUCCCCUCUAAGUGGUACAUAAGCCUCGAUCAGAGUCAUAUCCGGUGCUUCCAAGACUUGUUUGAUGCUUUCAUAAAGCAUUACAAAUACAACAUGGAUAUGUCUCCAUACAUAACAGAAUUGUUGAAUAUGUCUCAAAAAGACAACGAGUCAUUUAAAGAGUAUGCACAACGCUGGACACAGAUGGCCUCUCAGGUUGAACCACCUUUGGCAGAAAAAGAAUUAGCCGAUUGGUUUAUGGAUACUGUACAACCAAUGUUCUAUGAGAGGAUGGUGGGUAGGGUGUCUGCAUGUUUUUCUAACUUGGUAGCUAUAGGCGUUAAAGUUGAACUCGGUUUAAAGAAUGGAAAGAUGAUCAGCACUGUUGGAACUUCUAAUAACAAUAAUGCUAAGAAGUUUCCCGGAAAUUUUCAUAACAAAAAGGAAGGAGAGACGAAUGCUAUGUCGUCCAGACGAGGAAGGAGUCAAUCAUGGAGAAAGCAACAACGAUAG